Messenger RNA from Micromonas commoda, 1307 nucleotides. Its product is annotated as PAF1 complex protein. Gene Ontology annotation, biological process: transcription elongation by RNA polymerase II; positive regulation of transcription elongation by RNA polymerase II. Bases 1 to 1206 code for a protein of 401 amino acids. Gene Ontology annotation, molecular function: RNA polymerase II C-terminal domain phosphoserine binding. NCBI's taxonomy places the organism in Eukaryota, Viridiplantae, Chlorophyta, Mamiellophyceae, Mamiellales, Mamiellaceae. The transcript has 2 exons. The record is from RefSeq and is a predicted model, not a curated record. Gene Ontology annotation, cellular component: Cdc73/Paf1 complex; nucleus.
AUGGGUGACGACGCGCUCAUCAAGAACGUCUUCGGAUCGGACUCGGAUUCCGAUGACGACGCCGCCGCCGCCGCGCCGCCCGCCGCGGCCCCGACGGAGGACGCGGGCGCCGCGAAGGGCGAUGAUGCCGAAGGGGAGGUGCACGCCGACGCGGACCCCAUCCCGGACGCCGACGACGCGGAGAGGGACGGGGCGGACCCCGACCGCCCCCCGGGCUUUAAGAGCUCCCUCGAGGAGAACCUGAGCGACGAGGAGCAGGAGGACGACGAUAAGGAGGAGGAGAAGUUCGGCCCGCCCCUGGAGAUUAAUGUGAACCUCUACGACCCGUUGCCGCCGACCACGACCGCCAAGCUCGUCCGCCUGACCAACGUCGUCGGCGUCGAGACCGAACCCUUCGAUCCGGAGACGUACCAGCCCCAGGAGGACACGUUCGUGGACAACGAGGGCAAGACGCGCAUCUCCACGCCCUUCACCAACAUCAUCCGCUGGCGCAAGGUCAUCGACCCGGAGACCGGCGAGGAGAAGGUGCAGAGCAACGCGCGGAUGGUGAAAUGGUCCGACGGCAGCUGGCAGCUGCUCAUCGGCGACGAGGCUUUCAACGUCACCGAGACGGACCUCGGCGAUCGCAACGAGUACCUCUUCGCGCGGCACCCGGGCGCGGGCUUGAUCCAGGGGCAGAAGAGGAUAUCGUCCAAGCUGGCGUUCACCCCAGCCAACCUGGACUCCGCCACGCACCGACGGCUGACGCGCGCCAUCGACACCAGACACGUCAAGACGAAGCAAACCCAAAAGUUCAUCGCGGUGACGGAUCCGGAGCGCGAGAAAGCCGCCGCAGACGCCGAGGCGGAGCGCGUGAUGAAGGAGCAGGACGCGGCGAAGAAGCGGCAGACGUUGGCGAUGGGCGGCGGCGGCAGAAGAGGUACAGGCGCGGGUGUAGGCCGGGGGUACACCGAGGAUUACUACGCCAAGUACGCGGACGAGGAGGACGCGUUGGAUGGGGACUUUUUGGAAGCAUCCGAUGCUGACGAAUCUGACGGCGGCGAAGCCGAGGCUGUCGCCGAGCGGGUGGCUGAGAAGCGCAAGGCGGGCGAGCCGGGCGGGUUCGAGGACGAGGCGGGGAUGUCUUCGGACGACGGCGUCGGGGAGAAGGCGGCGGCGGUGAAGAGGAAGAGGGGGCGAGUCACCAUAGAGUCGGACAGCGACUAGAGGAGCAGUCUGGCUGGUGGCGGUUGUGGGCAUCCCGUGCACACGGCUCGGCACAGCUUGCUCGGCACUCCAUUUUGAAAAAAAGAUCGACGAAUCGCGGC